AUGUAUCAAUCACAGGAUGAAUCUACUAAAAUCGACGAAGGGAAAGAUUUAUUGAAAACUGAUGAAAAAGUGGAACUCGAUGAAGAGAAAUCUUGUGAAUGUAAAGGACAAAUUAUCGCUAAAGAAAAAAUGAUUGAUUCAUUAAAAGCUCGUAUUGAGGAAUUAGAAACCGAUUCUAUUAUUAAAAAUCAAGAUAUCAAGAAACUUCAGCGAGAAACUAAAGAUUUGAGAGAAAGUUUUCAAGAAAUUCAGUCAAUUCUGAAAUCUAACAAAUUCCUACUUGGGAUAAAUAAAAAUAUCAAAGUUAAAGAAUUUAUCAAACCACCAAUUAAUUUAGAGGAGGAUAUACAUGAUAAAUUUGAUUAUGGUGAUGAUUCAUUUCGUUUCGAAUCUAAACUAGAAGUCAAGAAAGAAGAGUAUGAAUAUGAUUCAUUUAAUUUCGUAAAACAUGAUGAUUUAGAAGAUGAGGACAAGAUUUCAUUUGGGGAACUUUCGGAAAUUUCCGAAACCAAAGAUCUUUCAGAUACAUCAUUUUCGUCAACAGAAAAAAAAUCAACUUGUCAACAAAGUGAAAAUUACAAUAGCGCAAUUAAAGAUAUUCAUGCAACAAUUAUAAAUUUCAAUCACGAUGAUUUGGGCGUUUUACAAUUUCUAUAUAACUCCAAAGAUUUAAUGGAAUAUAAAAAUUCAAAAGAAUUUCAAACGUUGCCCAUUAAUCUUCAAGAAAUGAUUGGUUUAAAGAUUAAUUUCGAAGGAAAAUCGGAAAUUGAGGAUUCGAAUAAUCAAACAUGUGCGGUCAAACAUAUUGAUGUGAAAGGAGAAAUUAAAAAAUUAAGAAGUAUAAACAAAAAAAUAAUUGCAGAGAUAGAAUAUGAAAAGUUUAAGAGAUUCUCGGCCAGUAAAUAUAUUUGA
This is a messenger RNA of Funneliformis geosporum, 912 nucleotides long. The record is from the annotation of a GenBank genome assembly. Lineage: Eukaryota; Fungi; Glomeromycota; Glomeromycetes; Glomerales; Glomeraceae.